UCUGGGCGCAGCGGAGCAAUUGGGUACGAUUAAACAUUUUGCACACGAAACUUUUGCGCAUGCGUAGUUACAACAGGAAGUGUAGUAAAUAUUGCAAAAUAUUAUAUCAAAAGGUGUAUUUCUUUGGAGAAUCAACAGAAAAACAGACAAGAUGGCAGCCCCUCCUCCAUAUCCUGGAAAUGAGAAAGGAAUGCCACCACCACCAAACCCUGCCUAUCCUCAGCAGCAGGGUCCAGCAGGCUAUAGUGCACCUCCGUAUGGACAACCAGCCUAUCCCCAACAACAGCAAGGUUAUCCAGGUGGUCAAUAUGGUCAGCAGCAGUAUGGUCAGCAGGGAACGACUGUAGUCGUGUCCCAGCCUGCGUACACGGUUGUGCAGCAUUUCCGCGAGUCCCCUGUUCGCAUCAAGUGUCAAUUCUGUCAGGCUGAUGUGGUCACAUCCACAUUCUACGAGACCGGCACCCUGACAUGGGUCGCCUGUUUCGUGAUCGCCAUUGUUGGCUGCUGGAUAGGCUGCUGCCUGAUCCCCUUCUGUAUGGAUGCGUGCAAGGACGUGGUGCACCAGUGCCCCAACUGCAACCAGCAGGUCGGCCGCUACAACCGCAUGUAGCCCCGCCCACAAGGGACACACCCUGUUCACACACCCAAGACGGCAAGCCCUCACAUCAGCCGUAACAGCCUAGCAGCCAAGAGACCAAAUCAUUCCUACAAUUUUUACUGACUUUAUGGUUUUAUUAUCAUUUGUGAUUUUUAUGUUGUUUUUUACUACAAUUAUUUUUACAUACAGAGAAAACCAUGUCAUUUUUUCGUUCUUUAAUCAAUUGUAUAAUGGACUUCUUUUUAUGUUCACCAACAUUUAUUUUUUUAUCACUCUUUUUAAUAUUGUAACAUGUUUUUAUUAGAACUGCAUUGGGUUUUUUGAUUUUAUCUCCACACAUAUUGUCUUAUUUUAAUUGAUGUUGUUAAUGUCACAUCAUGUUUAUAAGGUUGGUUGUGUCUUGUUCCUGCUCCACAUAACUACCGUAAGCCAAUGAGAUCUUGGGCGAAAGUCAUGCUAUAAAGGUGCAUUAAAGAAGUCUGUUAUUUGUUUCAUCAGAAUCAGUUUUCUUCUUCCAUUACAUUAGAUCUACUCUUAUGAUAGGGUGUGUGAAUAUAUAAAAACCUAUAUUCAAAAUUUGCUAUGGCUGAUCAAUUAUCAAUGUCUUUAUCAUCUUUGUAUUGUACAUCAUUGUAUCCUAUAUACAUACAUAAGCAGUCCUUUACAAGAAACUGAUAUCAAGCAAGCAAUUCUGUAACUUAUUAUUUGUUUUUAAAACAUUUUAUAUGUACAUUUUUUCACUGCAAAGAUAAUUUAUGUUUUAUUUAGUUGUGAAACAACACAUUUUUAACAAGUCUAAUAAGGAAUUUAAAAAGUUUUUUUUAAAUUUUAUUACAAGAAAUACUUGAUUCCUUUCUUAACAGAAAAACGUCCCUUUACGUCUUUUUCAUGUGCCUAAAAUAACUGUGAUAACAAUAUAAAAAUAAAACCAUUUGUAAAAUUCACAAUGGCAUUACUGCUCAGAAAAGGAAUAUCUCCUGUGUUUGACACUUUAUAUAAAUUAGACAUUGUAAUUAAUAUCUGUCGCUAAAAGGAGAUACCUUUUAGUUCAACUCCAACUUUUUUAAUGAAGUAAGGACCCCCAUCUUGUUGAUAUAUACUAUGAUGUUGCCAAGUUAAAAUUUUAAUUUAUGCAGAAUGAAAUCUGGUUUUAUUUUCGUUACGUUAAUCAAUUGUGUUUUGUAAAUUAAAGUUGAUCUGUAUUAAAAUUUCCUAUUCUC
Molecule: messenger RNA, 1818 nt
Organism: Mya arenaria
Lineage: Eukaryota; Metazoa; Mollusca; Bivalvia; Myida; Myidae
Product: LITAF domain-containing protein-like
Exons: 7
Coding region: 152-610 (152 amino acids)
Molecular function (GO): zinc ion binding
Source: RefSeq, a predicted model, not a curated record